AAUAGAUUAAUAUUUCUUUCUUUUUCCUUUUUGCUUCAUCUCUACUUCCAUGACUGAAAAAGAAAAUAAAAGCAGUUUCUUCAGUCGAGCCGUCCUGUCGACAGUGAGUUCAGGCUUGACGUCUUUUUCUCAAACACUUCAAACGAAGAGUUUACCGGAUUUAAAUAAGCAGCUCAAUAAAUUACAGCAACAGGCCAAGGAAUUACCAAAACGAUUAGGUAGCCUCCAACAGGAAUUCGAGACUGAGAGGACAUCGUUUUUGCUGAAUAAGCAAAAGCAAGAGAACGUUGUGUCAAGCCAAGCUAAAGGGGCAGUACCUGUUGCUCCAUGGGUUGGAUACAAAGGAUACGAAAGGCAAAUGAAGGCAGCUAUUAUGGAAAUACCCAAGGAAAAAAGGAACUUUCUGGUUCCUCCCCCUGAUGAAACAAAUGUCCAAUUUGAUUUUAAUGCCUACAGUCUGACAGCUCAUGCUGCUUUACAAGAAGAUCAAGAGUUAUCACGUAUGCGAUUCUCGCUUGUACCACAGCAUGUCAACGAAGAAACGUUCUGGAGAAACUAUUUUUAUAGAGUUACUCUCAUCAAGCAAGAGAUUCUAAGCCAGCCUCCAGAAGAAGAGAAGGAUCAUGGUGAAACUGUGUUGUUUAGUUUUCAAGAUAAUGAUGAUAAUAAUUCUAGCUGUGAAGACUCUGAAAAUGAAAAGGAUCACCAAGGAGAUAAAUUGUUGACACAUGACAAAAAAGAAGACAAGCCAUCUGAAGAAAGGAAGCAUAUAGACGAGAAAGAGUAUGAAGGCAUGGAGGACUGGGAAAUAGAGUUAAGGAAAGCAGCUAUUUAGAAUUUAUUUAUUUAAACAAGAAUUAUACGCUAUAUUCUCGACUGAAAUACGAUUCAGCUACCAUGGAAGCAGAUGAUACCAGCUCUUGAUUAUGUAUCUGGGCUUGAGUUAAUGUGUGGUGUACCUUUUUCAUUUGUAUAUAAUCAUUAAAAUAUAGUCGUAGCCUUUUGCUUCCUCUGAUUUACCUCCUGCUUUACAAUUUCACAAAGGGCUCUCCUUGUAUCAUCAUUA
This is a messenger RNA of Rhizopus microsporus ATCC 52813, 1066 nucleotides long. RefSeq lists its product as uncharacterized. The coding region runs from base 50 to 835 and encodes 261 amino acids. Gene Ontology annotation, cellular component: cytoplasm. The transcript has 5 exons. The record is from RefSeq and is a predicted model, not a curated record. Lineage: Eukaryota; Fungi; Mucoromycota; Mucoromycetes; Mucorales; Rhizopodaceae.